UUGGCCACACGGUCGGGAAAACUGGUACCUAGUAGUGGUUUAUCCGCAGAAAGGUCUUUACGUACGUCUGCAAAACUUGAAGUGAUUUUAGUGUUCGUUAUCGGCUGAACAAGCCUCCGGGAUCUCUUUAAACUCUGCCUGGUCCUAGUAAUACAGGAUGUCAUCAACCAGCCCUGCACAAGGAGCAACUCUCAUCAAAGUUGGCUGGCUACAAAAAAGAGGGGAAUAUAUUAAAAACUGGAGGCCAAGGUUUUUCCAGCUUUGGAGUGAUGGCAGUUUUAUUGGUUACAAAGAAGUCCCCAAGAACAAAGAACUAGAGCCUUUGAACAACUUCACUGUUGUGGGUGCAGAAGUUCUGAAAACUGAAAAGCCAAAGCCAAAUACCUUCUUUUUGCGAAUUAUUCAGUGGACAACGUUUGUACAAAGAACAUUUCAUGUGGAUACGCCAGAGGAGAGAGAAGAAUGGAUUAAUGCCAUUCAGCAAGUUGCAGAGCAGUGCAAGGAACAGUUUAAUGCAAAUCAGGAAGGCAGGGCUGACCAAAACAAGGCCUCUGAAUCUGCUGAAAGUAAAUUGACUCUUGAUGACUUCUCCAUGCUGCGAGUCCUAGGAAAAGGGACAUUUGGAAAGGUAAUGAUGUCUCGUAUGAAGAAGACUGGGGAAAUAUGUGCACUGAAAAUCUUAAAAAAGCAAGUUAUUAUUGCUAAGGAUGAGGUUGUCCACACACUUACUGAAAACAGAGUUCUUCAGACCACUAAGCAUCCUUUCCUAACUGAAUUACGAUAUUCCUUUCAAACUCCAGACCUUUUGAUUUUUGUCAUGGAGUAUGUAAACGGAGGAGAGCUGUUCUUCCACUUGUCCAAAGAGCGUGUUUUCUCGGAGGACCGUGCACGUUUCUACAGCUGUGAAAUUAUUCUGGCAUUGAAAUACCUCCAUGACAACAAGAUUGUUUACAGAGACCUCAAGCUUGAAAACCUGCUCUUAGACUCAGAAGGCCAUAUCAAGAUCACAGAUUUUGGUUUAUGCAAAGAGGAGAUCUCUUAUGGUGCGACAACCAAGACAUUCUGUGGUACACCAGAAUACUUAGCACCAGAGGUGCUAGAGGAUAAUGAUUAUGGCCGCAGUGUGGACUGGUGGGGUUUAGGCGUGGUUAUGUAUGAGAUGAUUUGUGGACGCUUACCCUUCUACAACAAGGACCAUGAAGUUCUCUUCGAACUCAUUUUAGUGGAGGAGGUAAAAUUUCCUACCAGAAUAACAGAGAAAUCGAAGAGUGUUUUAACUGGUCUUCUUUGUAAGGACCCUCAUAAGAGACUUGGAGGUGGGGCAGAAGAUGCCAAACAAGUGAUGCAGCAUCCAUUCUUUGAUUCUGUGAAUUGGGAUGAUGUGUACCAUAAACGGAUCAAGCCGCCAUUCAAACCAGUCAUCAAGUCUGCAACUGAUGUCUCCUAUUUCGAUGAAGAUUUUACUAGUGAGCCUGUUCAAUUAACUCCGCCUGAAGGGCAUCAUCUCGAGAAGAUCGCCGAGGAUGAAGAGCAAGUGUUUGACAAGUUCACUUACGUGGCUGAUUCCACGAUUCAUAAAUGACCACACUCAGCACAUAUGAACUGAUAGUACUAAUAUGUCUCAAUGCAAUGUUAAUAUACCAUCCCUUAACGACCACACUCAGCAUAAAUGAACUGAUAUCUCCCAAUGCAAUGUUUAUAUACCAUCUCUCAGUGACCACACUCAGUACAAAUGAACUGAUAUAUCUCAAUGUAAUGCUUAUAUACCAUCCCUCAGAAGGGUGUUCUCCAUAGUCUCUAUGGGAAUAUGUUUUUACGUGCUCUCCUUAUUUUAGAGGGGGUUAGUAUGCAAUAUCGACAGCUGUAACUUUGCGCGGUGCUAGUAUAUAGCAUGAGUGGAGCAAAUGAUUCCUUUCCCCACAACAAAUACAUACAAAUGGAAAAUUGUCAUUUUGACCCUUAUUUUGUAUGAUGUCAUAUAGAGCAUUUCCUUCGUACCGUUCACAGAAAUGAAAAAUUCGAUUUUUAAAAUUAUGUACAAACUGGAAUAGACCGUAGAUUUUAGACUCGAAAAUUCAUUUUGUACAGUUAUUAAAUGAUAGCCUUUGCCAGAAAUAAUGUUUUAAUUAAAAUGAUGCUUUUAUUUAAUUUUUGUUACCUCGAUUACCUUACCCUGGCAGCUUCGCACAAAUCGUUGUCGCCGCGAAGCCCGGAGCCUCUCCUAGUUCCCAGGGUAUGAUUACCUAGAUAAUAAAAACGUUCCUGUCACUCUCAUAAAAGGGUCUGUA
Messenger RNA from Nematostella vectensis (starlet sea anemone), 2288 nucleotides. Its product is annotated as RAC-gamma serine/threonine-protein kinase. Gene Ontology annotation, molecular function: ATP binding; protein serine/threonine kinase activity. NCBI's taxonomy places the organism in Eukaryota, Metazoa, Cnidaria, Anthozoa, Actiniaria, Edwardsiidae. The transcript is spliced from 17 exons. The record is from RefSeq and is a predicted model, not a curated record. Bases 158 to 1582 code for a protein of 474 amino acids. Gene Ontology annotation, biological process: protein phosphorylation.